Molecule: messenger RNA, 7746 nt
Organism: Thyridium curvatum
Lineage: Eukaryota; Fungi; Ascomycota; Sordariomycetes; Thyridiales; Thyridiaceae
Exons: 10
Coding region: 1-7746 (2581 amino acids)
Biological process (GO): protein deubiquitination
Cellular component (GO): cytosol; nucleus
Molecular function (GO): cysteine-type endopeptidase activity; cysteine-type deubiquitinase activity
Source: RefSeq, a predicted model, not a curated record
AUGGACCAACAACCCUCGAGCCCUCAAGAUCUGAGAGAACGUGCCGUCUCCUCGGAGCCCUGCUCGACAAGACCGAAUCCGUUUGAUGACUCUGACUUUUCUGCCCGCAAGCGUCGCCGCACAUCUUUGAGUGGCGCUUCUCGCAGCAGAUCGGUCGACAGUGCCACUUCUUCGGGCCCCUCCCCUCAGGUCGAGGCUCAGCAAGUGUUGACCAUGAAGGAGAGCGACCUCGGCCCAAAGGGCCCUCAGACCCCCGAACCUCAGCCUGAGCACUCCGACGACCAGCCGAGCGAUACAGUGCCAAGCAAAGUGACUCUCAGUCUACGCAAUUCCGAUCGCCCGUCUCAGACGAGUUCCCCUCUACAUCCGACCUCUGUGCCCCCGGACCCGCGGCCGGUAGAACAAGAAGACAUCCUUGCAAGCGUGGAGGAUCGAGAAGUGGAUAUGCUGCGGCCACCAUCGGACUCGGAGACGCCUGCAGUUACUCCCGAGACAGAGACAUCGCCCGUCGUGGCCGUUGACGAUGACAUCGAGCAAGAAGUUCAGUACUCAUCCGUCCAGCCAAGGGCGACGAUGGUACAGAACACUGCCCUGAUUGACCCAGCUCGGGAGUUUCCUUACGAGAGCGUCGCCGAGACGUACGCCGAAGUCAUGAAUAAGCUGGGACAGCAUUAUCUGUCCCAUGAAGACGUCCCAACGCGAGUUCUCGCCUGGUUAGACGAGUACCUGGCUUUUGCAAAGAUGGUAGACCCUGCAACCGCUUUGGCCUCCUUUCAACAGCACCGGCCGCUUUUUGCAGCACUGCCCGAAAUAGUCUUGUGCAACUCGAACCGCAAGCUCAGCACAAUGCGUGAUGUGGGAGCGUGCACGCGUCUGGCAGACCUCUACAAGGGCUUUGCGCGGCUCGCAGCGCACCUCGCAGACCUCGACUACAUGGUGCUCCAAGAGGUCCUAUCAUCUGAGAAUUCUCGACUUCCAGACUUGGGUUCGCCUUUCUACCUGACGAUUCUCGGGCAUGUGACCCGGCGAGACGACGAGUCAUUCUCUGUCCGGCCUUGCGACGAGCUUUCUGAUGUACUGGAACAGUUCAUUCAAUGCCGCGAGGGCCCUGGUGGCGAGCUUGCACAGUUGAACAAACUCUUGGAAACCAUGGUUCAGCUCAUUCCCCGAUUUCCCAGGAUUUUGGAGCCGUGUGGUCAAGUUGCUCAGUUGGUCCAAAGCCUCAUCCACGAGUGCGAUCGAAGAUUGCGCUUCACUGGGAGCGCGACGGCUGGCAAUGUGGCUUCAUUGACGUCCGUGGCAUUGCAAGGCCACAAGUUCUUCGAGGUGUUGUCGGUGGCUCUUGAUCGUGUCAUCGACAAACACUUGACGGCUCUCUCGUUCGAAACCGCUGCCGGUUUGAUCAAUACCUUGGGCGAGAUCUACAUGAUUCUUUUGGCCAUUCAUAUUGCACACAUACCUCUAUUCUCCCAGGACCAAGUCAACGAGGACGCGGGCGGGCUCCCCUCCGCGAGUGUUCCGGAGGUGUUGGCAUCGGAAUGGCGAAUGAACCUUUAUGGGAGGCUGAUUGUCUCGAGCCAGAUGCAGCUUCGUGUCAUGGCAGUUUCGCAGAUGACACAGGACCUCAUUCAUUGUUGGAAGAAAUUCAGCGAACCACGAUCGGACGACAAUCAGACCAUCUUACAGCAUCUAGCCGCCGCCCUCAUCAGCACCGGCCUCGUGCCCUAUAUCCUGGGGCCCACCUGCCAUCCGGAGAUCACUCUUGAAAGCAACAACAUCAUCGGAUUUCUUGUCGUCACGAGGACCUAUACCCAAGCCCAUACUGAUCUGAUGUGGCAGACUGUGACUUUGACGCAGGAUCCUAGGAUCUCUGAUGCCCUGCUGCGUAUGAUGGGACGUAGUGCAAACCUCUUCCACUAUGAAGAUCUUCUCUACUUUUGCACUAAGUUCCAAGCUCUCCCCAUCGAGGUGUUUGGUCCCAGUCUCAGGGAAUUUUGUGAUGCGGUUUUCAAAUGGAUUGCUCAGAAGGCGCCAUUAGAAGCCGCGAUCGAGACUGCGCCGUCACACCUCUGUCUUCGUCUUCUACGAGAAUCCUCUGUCCCUUCGAGCACAGCCCCGGUCGCCUAUCCUGAGAUACAGCAGUUUGCCACAGUGAAGUUCAGAGAACUUCUGGCCAGUGCGCCGGAUCGUGACAGCCGGCAAGAUCUCUACAUGAACUGCCUUCAGGAUAUAGCAGACAAAUCGGACACUACGUUGGGAAGUCUGCAUGCUCUCUUCCUAAUGAUACGUCAGACCCCUGCUCGAGAGCUACAAUGGCUCACUUCCGAACAUAAUCUUACUGGAUUGUUGGUGGAUGAGCUGGAGUACUCGAUAUCUGCCGGACGCAGAAGAGGUUUUGCCCCGGUCAUUCAUGGCAGUGUCAACAACCCGCGCAGAGACCUUCUCUAUCACCUGAUACUCCAUCAGCCGUCAACUUUGAUGGGGCAGACUGGCGAGAGGCUCUGGCACAUGCUUGUCGGACUAGGCGCAGACUACGAUGAGGACCGGGACGCCGCGUGGGUCUUCUUGAAUGCAAUCUUGAAGUCAAGUUCCCGUCUGGACAACCCAUUUCUGGCAACUUGCUUCAAAGAGUAUCUGCCGAAGCUCCCGCCAAGCUGCUUCCGUGAGGGUAUGCUCCAGUUUAUCAAGACUGUGGUUCUACCCCUGGCCAAUGCUACCGACAGCGAUCUCUUGGAUGUGGAGGGUGACGACGACGAGAGUUUGGGGAAGCGAGGCAUGGAACAGCUCUGGCGCGUCGUUCUGACCGCGCCAAAUCGCACUAUCGAGCUGAAGGCCAUACAGACCUUGGUCAACGACAUAUACAUCGAGAGCGCGGCGGUCACUGGCUCAUCCCAUCAUCGCACCCGCAAGAUUCACCUGGCCUUGGUGGGCAGGUGUUUGCGACAGCUUUCUUCCGCUGCCGCGAGGCUCCAAUCUUCAGGGUCUAUGGGGAGCAGCGGUGCCGAAGCCGCUAUUGACGAUGUUCCUCCCAUGGACGAAGUCGAGCAGCAAAGCCUACUGUUCAUCCGCUCACUCACAGUACUCCGCGAAUUCCACAGGCUCUACCGAAUGAAGUCAAAUUUUGCCGCGCCCGACUUGCGAUCUAUUCCUCUGCAAGGUCCUGGGGAAGUUGAGGGCGAAUCAGCGGAACUGAAAUUCCAGUCGUUCGAUGGCAAUCAUCAAACUGAUAUUCAGACUCUCAAUAUCGGCAAGCGGAACACGGCGGCCUCACUCCUGGCCAGUCUGAAAGAGGCAACCGGCUUUGAACACUAUCAGCUAUUCUACCGCGGUCAAGCGUUCAUACCUCAAGAACGCGAUAUCUGCAAGUCAUUAGAGGACCUGCGAAUCCACAACGGUUUGAUCUUGGUGAAGCGUGAGCCAGAUGCUAUCUCUACCACAGUCCGGAUUCGGCCUGGUGCGUCACCCGUUGAGAUCGAGAUCCUGGGUCAUUUCGAAGAGUUGUGGGGUUAUCUCAACAUGGAUGACAAGUAUGCGCAAGAGGUGUAUCAAUUCUUGACGACGCUGCCGGUCUAUGAGCAGAUGGCACAUGUCUUCCAGUCGAGCAACGUGUCACACGAGCAAGUGUUCCCUUUAGGGUACCCAUUCAAGUCGCUCUAUGCCAUUUAUGCUCUUCGCGAAUUUGUAGCCUCUCGUCGACGGAUGGCUGGCUCGCUUCAAGUCAGGGCCGACCCAGACGCCGCCAAGGCCGCGGCCAAGGCAUAUACCGAAGCUCUGAAUACUGCUCUAUCCCUGGCUGUGGCAGUCAUAUGUGACUAUGAAGUCGUCAGGCAGUGUGCAAAUCAGGAUUUGCAGAUCAUCCUCAGCCACGCUCUGAUCGAAAGCCUCGUGCAUUUGGUCAAAGAUUCCUCUCAGACCGGGUCUUUGACGAACACUCUUGACGAAGCACUACUCACCCGGCUCCUGAGCAUCGAGAUGUCUGCUGUUGAUGGCCCGCCCACGGAUAAUUCGAUGCGUUUGAUACAGCUGACCUUCCAGGCGAUCUGUGAAUGCUGCUCUGCGAGCCAGGCAUUCUGGGAUGCUUUCAAAACCCAUGAUGAUGUCGGACGAGUCAUCCUUACAUUGGUUCUUCAUGACCCGAGGCCAAUGAUCCGAAAAGCUGUGACGAAGAUCCUAGCGGAGCGGAUCUCCUACAUGCACAGCUCAUCUAUCGUGACCCCCUUGAGUUUCUGCGAAUUUCUAUGGCCAUUGAUCUCUGGAUUCCUCCCAAUUGCCAUCGGCACCCCGGACAAGUGUGAGGACAUAUUCGCAUUGUCCUUCACCAUGUUGAAGCUUCUAAGAGAGGCCGGCUCAGCUGUUCUAGACCAACAGCAACUUCUGGAUGAAGCCAGCUAUCUUCUACUCCGUUACGAGACUUAUGAGGACAUUACGCAACCAGAGGCAGUCGACAUCGUUGCCUGCGGUCUGGUGCGCAUUAUCCAUACGCUCAUUUGCAACCGUGAUGAGGCCUCAGCGGUUCGCUUGUCACUGUCAGAUGAUCUGGCUCGUGCCCUCUUCUGGAAACAUCUUUUCCCCCCCUGGCAGCAAACUGAGACGUCAGCAUUGCCGUGUGUCAUUCUCAACUCACACACGAGAAAGAUGCUCAUUGAAGUGAUUUUCUCGCUUGUUGGCAGUGACCUGUCUCAGCUCAAGUUGUUGAUUGAGGAUCUGGAUGCACUCGUGCCGUUUAGUGUUGGUGAAGAUGAGGAAGAUCCAUAUCAUUACGAACUUCCUCAGCAGUUUGACAGGUCUGACGCAAUUCGGUCAGCCUGUGGCUAUGUUGGCCUCAAGAAUCUGUCCAACACGUGCUACCUGAACUCUCUAUUCACCCAGCUCUUCAUGAAUACCUCUUUCCGGAAUUUCAUGCUCAACGCAGAGAUCCAUGAUGAAGACAUAUCGCAGAACCUGCUCUUCGCCACGCGCAAUCUGUUCGGUUCCAUGCAGAACAGCAUCAAGCGAUGGGUCGACCCACAGGCUUGCGUUACGCAGAUCAAGACUUACGAAGACACCCACAUCGACAUCCACAACCAGAUGGACGUUGAUGAGUUCUAUAACCUCUUGUUUGACCGAUGGGAGAGCCAAUUUCGAUCGCCAGAUGAGAAGAAGACGUUUCGUUCCUUCUAUGGAGGCCAGCUGGUACAACAGGUGCGCUCUCAAGAGUGCAGGCACAUUUCGGAGCGAUUGGAGCCUUUCUCAGCCAUCCAAUGUGAUAUCAAAGGCAAGAACAGCCUCGAGGAGAGCCUCCAGGCAUACGUGGAUGGAGAAAUCAUGGAGGGAGACAACAAGUACAAGUGCUCGACCUGCGAUCGUCACGUUGACGCUGUGAAGAGAGCUUGCUUGAAGGACAUUCCAGACAAUCUCAUAUUUCAUCUCAAACGGUUCGACUUCAAUCUGCGCACACUGCAACGUCACAAGAUCAACGAAUACUUCUCUUUCCCAAGCAAAAUCGAUAUGCGGCCCUACACAAUCAACCACCUGAGUAGCCCUUCUGAUGACAACCCACCGGAUAUCUUCGAGCUUGUUGGCGUCUUGGUGCACUCCGGAACUGCAGAGUCGGGACAUUACUACUCGUACAUUCGCGAACGGCCCUCGACCAAGGCGAAUGAAACGUGGGUCGAGUUCAACGACGACGUGGUCUCGCCUUGGGACACUGCUCACAUGGAAGCAUCGUGCUUUGGAGGGACGGAUUACCGGAACCCCCUCGACGGCAACAUAGGCCUGGAAAAGCCUUAUAGCGCCUACAUGUUGUUCUACCAGCGUUCAUCCAGUAUCAAAGACGAACAAGAGGCAUUGCUGGCGUCGGGCGAAUUGAGCCCUCUUCGAGUUGCUACGCCUCAAGAUCUGUCCGAGCAUAUACAAGGAGAGAACUAUUCCAUGCUUCGCCGGCAUUGCAUCUUUGACCCCGCACAGAUUCGGUUUGUCAGUAGUUGCCUAGUGCGACUGAGACUCAUCAAUGGCGGCACAUGCUCCGAAGAUCAUGCAGCCGAGCAUUUGGCAGUGCGGAUGGCACUCAGCUAUCUUGACCAGGUGGCAUCCCGGACCAAAGACAUACCCGAAUUUCAAAGCCUGCUCAGUCGGGUUCAAGCUAUGAUGCAAGCUUGCGCAAAGUGCUCUCUCGCCAUCUACGACUAUUUCGAUCAACGCUAUGAGGCUCUGCGUGCCUUGGUGCAGAGACAUCCCGAGCCUCGUGUUCGCCAAGAAUCUGGUAAUCUACUCCUCCGAGCCCUGGUCGAGAUCAAGCACAAUUUACCGAACCGCUAUGGAAUCGCUGCUGAAGGUGUUGCCCCGUCCAACAUUGACCCGCUAAAUCCAAGGAACGUCAUCCACGGCGCCAACCGUAUGAUGGGGUACCUAUGGUCCUUCUUCCAUAUGCAUCUUCGUUCAUGGCAUGAGACCUUCGGGUUGAUGCUUGGUUUCACCGGCCUUGGGUGGCACGAAGCUGCUGUUUUCCUCGACCAAGGUUAUCUGAGAAACGCGGUCAUGAUCAUCAGUGCAGACUCGAGUCUGAAUCUUGACCCGCAGUACAAUCGCAUGUUGAACGCCUUGCAAAGGCGUCUCUCGACAAAACCUCCCGCUUACGAUACCAUCAUCGCUCUCAUCCACCGCUUGUUGUCGGUAGUCCACAUCGAAUAUUCGCGAGGGAACGAGCUGGCUCCGCCCCAGUUUCGUACUCGGUUCGACGAGGUUCUUGAGAAGCGCGGGGGUCCAUUAGCGAUGAGCCGGCCUGAGUAUGCGGUCCUCAGCGUUGACUGGGGAAGAGGCUAUGGCAACAUAUUUGUGGAGAAGCUGCUGACGGUUGAUCAAAACGAAGCCAGCACCAACGCCAUUCUCGUUCGGCUGCUCCAAAUCCAUCAUCAGAUGGGAGCUAAGAUUCUCGACACCUUCCGACAGAACAUCAUGGGAGACGCGACGCCCCCUCCAAACGGCCCCUUCCUACGAGCUGCUCUAGUGUUUUGUCGGCACUAUCCAAAUGCGGAUAAGGUCAAAUGGCUCGUGGGUUACAUUGCACAGCAGACCAAAGUACUCGAGAAUACGGAAGGUCGGUCUUUCUUCCGGUUCCACCGCGAUCUCGCAUCCACCACGGCCGCCUCUGUAGAAGGUGCAGUGGCAGGCAUCGAAUUGGAGCUCCUCAUCCUGGAGUAUAUCCCUGUUUGGGCGCCGACACUCCUCGCAUACUAUGACCCAAGCGUCAGGGUGGAAGUGGAGGAUAUGUUGCAGAGAACCAUCUUUCGACACGGCGCUUCUCCGUCUUUCGAAGAGCUGGAAGGCGGGACUGUCAAGGCAGAGGCUCUGAUCAAGUGUGCCAGGUUGUUAGGCGUCGAAUGUCUGAGAUACCUCGAGAAGUUCUUUGUCGCGCGAGAGAUCCGGAUUGCCGAGGAGUCGGUGUCAAGUUUGCAGCGUGUGACCCACAUCUGUUCCGAGUACUUCGACAGUGACCAGGAGGACACGGAAGCAGCGGCCUUUGACAUGCUAUUCCAGAGUAUGUAUCAGAACCCUGAGGCAUUCGCUGCGCGAGCUGGUGGACGAUCGGCUGCUCACAUGAGAACAGACACCCUAGACUCUCUGGCCAGGCUUAUCAUGGAUAAUGAUGUCGAGGAGGAGUCCGACCAACAGUGGAACGACUCGGAAGGCUCCGAGUUGGAAAGCUUGGGAAGUAUGAACGUCGACGAUCUCGCCACGUAUCCGAAAGAAUUUCCCGAGCCACAAUGA